Messenger RNA from Acipenser ruthenus (sterlet), 5312 nucleotides. RefSeq names its product anillin-like. The transcript is spliced from 24 exons. NCBI's taxonomy places the organism in Eukaryota, Metazoa, Chordata, Actinopteri, Acipenseriformes, Acipenseridae. Gene Ontology annotation, cellular component: actomyosin contractile ring. Gene Ontology annotation, biological process: actomyosin contractile ring assembly; septin ring organization; mitotic cytokinesis. The record is from RefSeq and is a predicted model, not a curated record. The coding region runs from base 147 to 3467 and encodes 1106 amino acids.
GAGAGGGGCGCUGAAAUUUAAAUUUGAACAGUUGUUUGCUUGGACCAGAGACGGAAGAAUAUAAACCAGUAGUGUUUUUUUUUCCUAAUUAUACAUAAACGGAUUACAUAUAGCAAAGCGCUGUGACAAUAGCAAACACAGGGAACAUGGAUCCCUUCACAGAGAAACUUCUAAAAAGAACUCAAGCCCGCAGAGAAAAUCUUCAGAAAAAAAUGGCAGAUAGGCCCACGGCAGCUGCAAGACCAGUUGCAAAAAGAACCAGGGAACCUCUUGCAGAAACAAAUAAACAACCACUGCAGCCUGCAGAGGAAGUCCAACCUUCCACCAAACCAUCUCCAUCAAAAAAAAGAUGUUCAGACAACAAAGAAGUUCCUGCCUUUGGUGUAGAGAACAGGCUACCCGAUUCUCUGCCUGAACCAUCUGAAACGGCUAGUAAGCCACCAGAAGCUCUUGUAAGCAGUGUUUCAACAAUAACUAAGUCUGCUGCAGCAAUUGAAAAGAUGGGAGAUAACGGUGUAAAAUGUACAAGUCCUGGAAGUACUUCAGUGAAAUCCCGCUUGCAGAAACUGGCAGAACAGAGACGAUACUUGGAUAAUGAUGAUCCUACUUUGGAAAGCGCACACCUUUCACCUGUGCGGUCUCAAAAGAAAGUACCGUCACCUCCUAGGCAGACAGCCAUUGCUGCAUCAUCUGAGACUCCAGUGGGAAGAAAAGGCAGAUUAGCAAACCUUGCUGCCACAAUUGGCUCGUGGGAAGAUGAUGUAAGUCAUCCAUCUGGAAAAAAAAACAAUGCACAAGAACAGCCUGGCACCACUUGUUUAUCAAAACAAUCCACUACAAAUGGAGCAUCUGCUUGUGCUAGCAGCAGUAAUGUAAAGCCACACACUAUAUCCUGUUUUCAAAAGACUACUGAAGCAUCAGUGAAUAAGCCAGUCCUUUCUGCUCAACAGGGUUCAGUGCAUUUGCCAGUUAAGUCAACCCAAGUUUUUUCACCAAGUCCUAAGAAAACCGAAAUACCAAAACUACAGUCACAGUCAGGGCAAAAUACUGCACACAGCCCUCAGAAAAACGAGGCACCCAAAGCACACUCUCCAUUUCAGUCAGGAAGAGUAUUAUCUCCCAGUCCUAAAAAUACUGAAGUAAAGGCACUGCAGGCAACCAAAGCAGCUUCAACACUCCUCCAGACAAGAGAAGAGUUAACCAAAGAAACCCAUGUUCAGCAACAGGAGAAGGAUCCAUCAUCUAUACCAGGUGGAACUGGCAUUAAAUCUUUCCUUGAACGUUUUGGAGAACGUUGCCAGGAGCGCACAAACCAGAAUCCUCCUUCAAGUACCUUGGGACAAAGAACAACCACUGUCACACCAAAUACAAAGACCGUGCAAGAACGGUUAUUAAAAGCAAAGCAAUUAACAACUACUACAGCUGAUCUAACUCAACAGAAGAGACAGGAGCGUGAAAUCGAACUUGCGUCAAUUCGUAAUCGUUUCCAGAAGGGGAACAUGUCGGCUUGCGACAAGAAAGAUGAAAGCUCGGAUACAAAGCCGCUGCAAACUAAAAAGAAUGCUUCUGAAACACAAGAGGUUCAAUCUUCUGAGCCCCAACCGAUAAAAUCUUUUCCUGCAAAAGGCGAUGAAUCUGAGGGUUCAUAUUUAAAAUCUUCAGGAUCAAGUUCUUCAGAAGAAAUUAAAUCUACAGAACUUCUAUCAAGAACAGAUGGAAAGCAAGAUGCUAAUAACUGUAAAGAUGAAGUGGUGCGUGAAAUUGAGUUGAAUGUGGAUGAAGAGAUCAACAGUUCAGGGGUCAUUGAUGAUCUGUUUGAUGGUGUUCUGGAGGAGGAGCAAGAACAAAGUAAGAAGAGCCCAAAAAGAGAAACACGGUUGUUUGAAGAAGAGGAUAAUGACGAACUAAAUAUUCCCUCAAUGUCACUUCCCACACCCUUAGCUGAGACUGUUAAUGCAGUAGUGACAAGUCCAGAGAUUUCGGUUCAAACCAGUACAGCUCUUGAGCUUGGUGAACCACAUGAUAAAAAUAGACCCAUUCGAUUCCAGAGGGAUCAAGUGCCCCAUGCAGAGUCUGCUGACCGUAUUGAAUCGGCUGGAGAUGAGCAUAACCUUUUGUACAGUAUUGAUGCUUAUAGAUCACUAAGAUUUAAAGAAACUGAACGUCCACAAGUUAAACAAGUGAUUGUUCGCCAGGAGGAUGUUUCCCAAAAACUAGAAGAGAACAGAAAUACUGGCCAAGCGAAUAUCAAACAAAAAAUGAAGAUUCUGAAUAAUGACAUAAAUAUGCAACAGACUGUGAUUCAUCAGGCCAGCCAGGCUCUAAACUGUUGCACAGAUGUGGACCACGGGAAGGGGUCCCAAGUUGAGGCUGAAGCAGAGAGGUUGCUUCUUGUUGCCACUGAGAGAAGAGUGGCUUUGCUUGCAGAGUUGAAUAAACUUAAGAAUGAGGGACCUUCUGGCCAAAAGGCCUCAAGCACAGUUAAAGCACAAGACAGCUCAGCUUCCAAAGGGUCAGUAGCACUGUCAGAGAUACGCCUGCCUCUGAGAGCCGAUUUUGUUUGCUCUGCUGCAAAUAAGCCAGAUGCAGCAAACUAUUAUUUCUUCAUAAUGAUCAGAGCUGGAGCUGAAAAUACAGUUGCAACACCAUUAGCCAAUACCCAUAAUGCAUUGUGUGGCGAUGCCAUCUCAUUCCCGACCAAGUUUACAUUACCAGAUGUGUCAAGUGACUUUGAAAUAGAUAUGGAAGUUUACAGUUUGGUGCAAAGGCAGGACAUAUCUGCUGACAAGAGGAAAAAAGGCAACAAAUCAAAGGCAAUUACACCUAAGCGACUACUUACUUCAAUCACUAAGAGCAACAUUCAAACACCAGUUCUGGCCAGUCCUGGAGGCCCCAAUGCAGUUCGUACCAGUCAUUUUGUCUUGGUUGGAUCCCACAAACUAACUCUGUCCUCUGCUGGGAAAAAUAAAUUUACACUGGAUAAGGUUCCGUUUUUGUCUCCUCUGGCCGGUCAUAUUUAUCUGAAACUUGAAUGUCAGGUUGGAUCGUCAAUUGAAGAACGAGGGUUUUUGACAAUGUUUGAAGAUGUAAGUGGAUUUGGAGCUUGGCAUAGACGAUGGUGUGUACUCUCAGAAUAUUGCAUCUCGUACUGGACCUACCCUGAUGAUGAAAAGUGCAAGAACCCAAUUGGUCGGAUAAACCUUUCUAAUUGUACAAGCAGCAAGAUUGAUCCAGCAAACAGGGAAUUCUGUGCUCGCCCCAAUACAUUUGAAUUAAUCACGGUCAGACCUCAGCGUGAAGGUGACAGAGAAACACUGGUUAGCCAGUGUAUGAACACAAUGUGGGUUACCAAAAACUGGCUGUCUGCAGACACCAAGGAAGAACGUAACCUAUGGAUGCAGAAACUGAAUCAAGUUUUAAUUGACCUGCACAUGUGGCAGCCUGGUACCUGUCAUAGGCCUCUUUGAAGAAUAAGCAGAUGUUUUUAUUUCAUAUAAAUACCAUUGAAAGAACAUGUUGUAUUCUAAAAAUCAAAUGCUAAAUCUCAUGAGCUAUUUAAUUACCAAACUUGUAUUUUAAUCACAGUGAAACCUUAUAAACGAGUAAUCUGAUAUUACAGUAAUUAAUAUUCCAGUUUGUCCCUCCUAGAUUUUUCCCAAAGGUUUUGCUGUUUUUAUGAUGGGAUCAAUGUCCUGAAAAUAAGUUUAGUUUGUCUGAUUACUUUGUUGCAGUAUUCUAUUGGCAUAUUGAUUUGAAGGGCCUUGCCCAUAGUAAUACGUAUUCACAUGAGCUGCAGUACUGCUCAGAUGUGAUUUGACACUUAAAACUAACCGUGGCGACAAUGGGCGCACCAGGAAAAUAAUAUAUAUAUUUUUUUAAUGUCUAUUCUUUACAUUGUCUAAUUGUAGAAUACAUUGAUAUGAGUGAUAAAAUAACACAGUAUUGAGCUUUUGUCACAGUUUAAAAAAAACAAACAAAAAAACUGUGCAAUAAUGGUAUGUUCUGUUCCCUUGGCUGUACAAAUCCAGUUUGGUUUUUUUCGGUUUUAAACUCAUUUUGUUUUUACCAGUCAAAAACUGCUGGAAAAAAACUGAACUUAUCAUAUCCGACUUGCAUCCCUAGUUUGAGACUGUUGGAAAUUUAUAUUGCACAUGUCACUUAAAUCGACAGUGUUAGAAAGGUUUACACGCUGCAGCAUAGUUUAAAAUAUUCACUGAAAGUUUCUGAACUUAAGAGUAUGCUUUUUCAUUAUAAGCUCUGAACUCUUGCUCUCAGCCAUACUUAUUGUGGUACUGUAAAGUAGUAUUAGGUAUGCUGAAACAUACCAAGAUGUUGUGUUUGUAUAGUCUGUACAUCAACCUGAAAUAUUUGUUGGUAAAUAUGGAUUAAGUACAUAGGUUUGUAAGCUUGUUUGAGGUCAUCUUUUAAAAAUGUACAGGACAGUCUUUGCUACACCAUAUUGGGUGCGUUAAGCAAGUGAGCCACUUGGAGCAGCUCAGUGAAAGAACCCACUUAACGGCAUGCUCAGUUCCGCUCUCUCUGAGCAGCUCAGAGCGUUGCAGAGCAGAUUUUCAUUGUUGAUCUGAGUGAGUGGAAAAAUUAUCGCUCCGAGCCGCUCUGUUACUUAACGCACCCAUUGUGUUUUGUGUGUGUAUGUGGUUUCAUGUAUGUUGUUUGUUGGGAGUUAGCAGUGGCAUGACGGACAUCACACUAUAUACAUAAAUACUGAUGUCUGAAUUUAACAGGAAAUACUAAGCUGAAAUUUUAACUUAAAGCAUUACAAAACUUUUGCUGCUAGAUAUUUAUUAUAUGAUGCAGUUUAAAUAAUUAUAUACUUAGUUUUGCGCUAAAUAAACUGCUCUAGCUAAUCUGCGACUCCAUUUUAACAGUAGCAAAAAUAUUUAAACUUAUUUUUAACUUCUGUCAAUUUGUUUAUAUAAAUUCUUUUUUAUAAUUUAAAAACAUAUUGAAAUAUUUUCUUUUUUUAAUACAAUUUCUUAAGUUACACAAGAAAGUUUGGUGAAAUAAAAUCAUGCUGUUCUGAUAACAGCCUUGUUAAGAACAUAUUUUACUUACUGCAAUGCCAACUGAAACAAGUCCUUUAGUGGUUCAUUUAUUAUUCCAUCAAGUAUAAAGUUUGUAUUGUCAUCUGUAUUUUUGGCUUGAAUGUUCUGAAAUUCGGCAUUUUCUUGGGUUUAAUCAUUUUCUUUUAAUCUGAGAUUCUACAUGAAGUGUUUUUAUUUUAAAUCAUCUUGUUUUGGAUUUCUUCCUUGGAAAAACAAAGACUCCAAUAAAUCCCUGUUUUAAAACUA